Anopheles funestus (African malaria mosquito) is the source of this 1645-nucleotide messenger RNA. RefSeq names its product otoferlin-like. NCBI's taxonomy places the organism in Eukaryota, Metazoa, Arthropoda, Insecta, Diptera, Culicidae. Bases 98 to 751 code for a protein of 217 amino acids. Gene Ontology annotation, biological process: plasma membrane organization. The transcript has 5 exons. The record is from RefSeq and is a predicted model, not a curated record.
UCACAGUUGGCAUUGAGUGUGUUUGUGAGCAGUUUUUUUAAACAAGCUCUAUUACAGCUAGUAAAACGAUCUAAUCAGCACAGAAACAACGGUGAAAAUGGAGAAUCUACUAGAGGAAAAUGCGCUGUGUGUACAAAAUGACAAACAAGAUUUUCUUGUAUCAGCUACCGUGUACAAAGCGCGCCAUUUACAAGAGUUUAACUGUGACACAUUCGUGAUGGUAUCCUGCAACGGAAAAUACAAACGCACAAGAAUUGCUUAUCGUACCGAUAAUCCUUACUUUAACGAGUAUUUCAGCUUUACAUUGCAUUGUUCUGAGCGAAAACUUCGACGAAAGGGUAUUACGUUUUACUUAUAUCGUCCGUCCGUUUGUACCAGCAUGAAUUCGUGCAUUGGAGAGUUUCACGUGGAUCUAAACACAGUAUGGGAAGAGAAAAAUCAUGGAUUUUUCAAAAAGUGGGCCACAUUUGAACCGAUGGGAAGAGCAUUUUCGAACGAGCUGCACUGUGGUUAUCUCUUGAUAGAUUUAUCGAUUGCGUCUGCUAUUGGAACGCCAUCACCCAUAGUACUGGAUUACAAGGAGGACUAUGACAUAAUCGAAAGGAAUAGACUUCUUCCCACAUCGGCUGCAAAUGAGGAGAUACAAAGGGUUCGAUACUGUUGCAACAUCUUUCGUGGAGAGUUUGUCAAUAGCGCUGAGUAUGCCGUGCGAGUAUCUUAUGGAGGAUCCAAGGUAAAAACCAAUACUUAAUUGAGGAUUUUCCUUCAAAUAAAUUCGAUUUAAAUGUACUGCUGUCCCAAAAAGGUACGGACCAAAACCAGCUCUUAUAGUAGAAGCUAUCGGUGGAAUGAAAAGUUAAGCUUUGUUGGAACAUAUCCAUCACCAAAUCAAAUAUUGGAAAUAGAUCUAAUUACGGCCAAUUGUUGCUACAACUUUGUCAAAUCUAUGAAAGAUUUUCAUAUCGCAUGCUUAUCUCAACGAACUAACGAUUUGUCUAACUUACCUACAUUCGGACCAGCUUGGAUACAUUUUUACGCCGGUGCUCAAGAUUCGCAGUACGUCGGAAAAUUGUUAAUGUCGAUCAGUACCGACAUUUUAUCCAUUCAAUCAGUACCGGCUCAUAAAACGCAAAAUAUUCGAAUCUACGAACCACUCGAGGAAACAAACUACUGGGAAGAACAGGUGUUUAUAAUUCGAUUCAACAUUUUAAAACUGCAGUUAUUUGGUCAGUUAUCCACGCAUCAAAUAUUGAUAUAUCUUAGCUGUGGUGAUAUUUUCUCGAAACCCAUCAUUUUGAAAAUGGGCAAUUCAACAUCUUGCCAGAGUUUUCAGAUGGUACCUUUGGAUUCUACUGAGACAAUUUUUACCAUCAAGGUGCAGUUGCCAGAUUUUAGACAUAAGUAUUUUAUUCAAGAAGCGCUUAUGAAGUUAAGUGACAGAGUUGUUCGUUUGACGGACUUGCUCAAAGGUGCUGUAAGCAAUUUCGAACCAAAACAAAAUGUUUUCCACGAGCGAGAACUUUUCGUUCGUUUGCUAACAAUACUAGAACAGGAUUUUACGAUGGCUUACGAGAAGAUAGUAGAAUCUAUGUACAAACAACAUACAAAAUUAGAUCAACUACGAAAGAGUUAUAUUUUACAGCAA